Molecule: messenger RNA, 696 nt
Organism: Fusarium oxysporum Fo47
Lineage: Eukaryota; Fungi; Ascomycota; Sordariomycetes; Hypocreales; Nectriaceae
Product: cutinase-domain-containing protein
Exons: 3
Coding region: 1-696 (231 amino acids)
Biological process (GO): carbohydrate catabolic process
Cellular component (GO): extracellular region
Molecular function (GO): cutinase activity
Source: RefSeq, a predicted model, not a curated record
AUGCGAGCUGCAUUUAUCCUUUCCUUCCUCCUGGCUAGCGCUACCGCCUUGCCAACAGCAUCGACCGAAAAGAGAGCCGUCGCCGCGCAAGACGUCAAUCUACUAGAAACCCGAGACCUUCUCAAUCGUAAUGAUCUUGAGAAUGGUGAUUCCUCAAAUUGUCCCACAGCUAUUUUGGUCUAUGCACGUGGUAGCACAGAGCCUGGUAAUCUUGGGAUCACGGUUGGGCCAAUACUCGUAGAAGCCAUGCAGCUUGCUAUCCCUGAUAUUUGGAUACAAGGUGUUGGUGGGCCAUACACGGCUGAUCUUGCGCCGAACUUCCUUCCUGAGGGGACCACAGAUGCCUCCAUCGAUGAAGCUAAAAGACUUUUCCAAAUGGCCUACGACAAGUGCCCAGAUACGCCCGUCGUGACGGCUGGAUAUAGUCAAGGAACAGUUGUCGUAGGAUAUGCACUCAGCGAACUCGAAGGCGCGGUCCAGAAUCAAGUUGUUGGAGCCGCCUUGUUUGGAUAUACCAAGAACGAGCAGCUCGGGGGCCGUAUCCCGGACUAUCCUACAGACAGAACUAAGAUUUUCUGUCUACCUACUGAUCUAGUUUGUGAUGGGACGUUAUUUAUACUGCCUGCCCAUUUUCUGUAUGGCGCUGAUGCGGCGGUUCCAGGUCCAGAAUUUCUGGUUGGACAGAUUCAGAAGUAG